AUGGCCAUGUUUGGCCUUCUUGCUACGAUAUGCCUCGUUGCAUUUGCAACGGCAACUUCCCAAUCUGGGAACAACAAGUUACAAGCCUACUCAGUCCCUUCCGAAGUGAUUCUGGGCUCAUCCUUUGACGUCAGCCUACACGUCCAUGGUGGCAAACCAGAGAGCCUAGGAACCUAUCAGGUACCGCUCCACGAAAUCAAUACAACAACUGGGGCUGCAAUCACUCAUCUAUCUUCAAUGGCCUAUUUCGAUUUUUCUGGAACUGUGCAAGUAUCCAUUCGAUACAACACUACGCCGAUCAAAGGCGUUCGCAUUCGCCCCGAUUCUUAUGAUAUCACUCCCACCGUUCACAACGGCACGAUUACUUUUACCUUGACGCAACCACGAAGCAUUGUUGUUCAGGUUAACGACGACAUAUUUGACUGCCUUCAUCUUAUCGGAAAUCCGAUUGAGGCCGAUGUCCCGGCGCCGACUGACCCAGAUAUUAUUUACUUUGGGCCUGGUUAUCACACCGUGGAUGGUAGUGUUCUCAAUGUUUCAUCUGGUCAGACGGUAUAUCUUGCAGGCGGCGCAGCUCUUGCUGCCAGUAUCAACUUUUCCAACUCUUCAAACGCGUCUAUUCGUGGCCGAGGUGUCAUCUAUAAACCGAGCAGCGGGAUUUCAGUAGUGUCCGCGCAGAACAUUACCAUUGACGGUAUUACAUUUAUCAACACUAAAUUCAAUGUUGCCCAAGCAGAUGGCGUCACUAUCAAAGAUAUCAGAUCCUUCAGUGGAACGCAAUGGGGCGACGGUAUGGAUUUCUAUUGCUCCAAAAACGUGCUGGUUACAGGAGCCUUCAUGCGAAAUUCGGACGAUUGCGUCGCCAUCUAUAAUCACCGGGAUGACUUCUAUGGAGAUAGUGAGAAUAUCACCAUUGAGAACUCGUCUUUAUGGGCUGAUGUUGCGCAUCCCAUCAAUAUCGGGACUCACGGGAACACUGAUAACCCUGAGACCAUAUCAGACAUCGUCAUUCGGAAUAUCGACAUCCUAGAUCACCGUGAGAUGCAGGUACUCUAUCAAGGAUGCAUUGCUGUCAAUCCCGGUGAUGGAAACUUGGUACGCAAUCUCCUCAUCGAAGACGUUCGGGUUGAGGAUUUCCGGAUGGGCCAGUUGAUAAACAUGCGAGUCAUGUUCAACACGGAUUAUAAUACCUCUCCGGGGCGAGGGAUCUCAAAUGUCACAAUUCGCAACCUGAAUUACAAUGGAGUCAACGCUAACACUUCAAUUCUGGUUGGAUAUGAUGAUUCCAGGAGUAUUGAGGAUGUUACCUUCCAAAACCUCACAAUCAAUGGGAAGAUUAUUUCCGAUGCGAUGAAAAAGCCACGUUGGUAUUUGACUACGGAUUUCAUCCCAGCAUAUGCCAAUGAGCAUGUUAAGAACCUCAACUUCCUACAGUGA
Molecule: messenger RNA, 1437 nt
Organism: Penicillium canescens
Lineage: Eukaryota; Fungi; Ascomycota; Eurotiomycetes; Eurotiales; Aspergillaceae
Product: putative endo-polygalacturonase
Exons: 1
Coding region: 1-1437 (478 amino acids)
Biological process (GO): carbohydrate metabolic process
Molecular function (GO): polygalacturonase activity
Source: RefSeq, a predicted model, not a curated record